AGGCGUGACUGGGGGUGGGAUUAGAGAUGGACACUCCCCCUGUGUGAUGUCAUUCUCUCCUGCCCGUAACUUGAUCACGUGCUGCUGGUGAAAUCACGACUUCCUCAUAGUGAGUCCAUUGUAGGCAGCAGUGAGUUGCGUCAGAGAGACUGCAAAGCUAUCUGGCCCACACAAUGGCGCAGUGGAACCAAUUGCAGCAGCUGGACACCAGAUACUUGGAGCAGUUACACCAGCUCUAUAGUGACAGCUUUCCAAUGGAGCUUCGGCAGUUCCUUGCCCCGUGGAUUGAGAGCCAAGACUGGGCAUUUGCGGCCAGUAAGGAGUCUCAUGCCACAUUGGUGUUUCACAAUCUCCUGGGGGAGAUAGACCAGCAAUACAGCCGAUUUCUGCAGGAAUCCAAUGUACUUUAUCAACACAACCUGCGACGGAUUAAACAGUUCUUGCAGAGUAGAUAUUUGGAGAAACCCAUGGAGAUUGCUCGAAUCGUAGCCAGGUGCCUGUGGGAAGAAGGGCGACUUCUCCAAACGGCUGCAGCUGCUGCACAGCAAGGUGGGCCGGCGUCACACCCCAAUGCAGCCGUGGUCACUGAAAAGCAGCAGAUGCUGGAGCAACAUUUACAGGACGUGCGGAAAAAAGUUCAGGACCUUGAGCAGAAGAUGAAAGUUGUUGAGAACCUUCAGGAUGACUUUGAUUUCAACUACAAAACUUUAAAAAGCCAAAGUGACCUUUCUGAGCUGAAUGGCAACAAUCAGUCGGUCACAAGGCAGAAGAUGCAACAGUUGGAGCAGAUGCUGACGGCAUUGGAUCAGCUGAGAAGAACUAUUAUUAGUGAUCUUGCGAGUCUCCUGUCAGCCAUGGAAUAUGUUCAGAAGACACUGACUGAUGAAGAGCUUGCUGAUUGGAAGAGAAGGCAGCAAAUUGCCUGCAUCGGUGGACCCCCAAAUAUUUGCCUUGAUCGACUUGAAAACUGGAUAACUUCCCUGGCAGAGUCCCAGCUGCAAAUCCGUCAACAGAUCAAAAAACUAGAGGAGCUACAGCAGAAAGUUUCCUAUAAGGGGGACCCCAUUGUUCAGCACCGACCCAUGCUGGAGGAGAGAAUUGUGGAAUUAUUUCGAAAUCUCAUGAAAAGUGCGUUUGUAGUGGAGAGGCAGCCGUGCAUGCCCAUGCAUCCUGACCGACCCCUCGUUAUCAAGACUGGAGUACAGUUUACUAACAAAGUCAGGCUGCUGGUGAAGUUCCCAGAGCUCAAUUACCAACUGAAAAUCAAAGUUUGCAUUGACAAGGAUUCGGGUGAUGUUGCUGCACUAAGAGGUUCCCGCAAGUUCAACAUCCUUGGUACAAACACCAAAGUUAUGAACAUGGAGGAAUCCAAUAACGGGAGCCUGUCUGCUGAGUUCAAACACUUGACUUUGAGAGAGCAGCGAUGUGGAAAUGGGGGAAGAGCAAACUGUGAUGCCUCCCUUAUAGUGACAGAAGAACUCCAUCUAAUCACAUUUGAAACUGAAGUUUAUCACCAGGGGCUGAAGAUUGACCUGGAGACUCAUUCCCUGCCUGUUGUGGUGAUUUCUAAUAUCUGUCAGAUGCCCAAUGCUUGGGCCUCUAUCCUGUGGUACAACAUGCUGACCAACAACCCAAAGAAUGUUAAUUUCUUUACCAAGCCCCCGAUUGGCACUUGGGAUCAGGUGGCAGAGGUGCUGAGCUGGCAGUUUUCCUCCACCACAAAACGAGGCCUAAGUAUUGAGCAACUAACCACACUGGCAGAGAAACUGUUGGGUCCGGGAGUCAACUAUUCCGGAUGCCAAAUCACCUGGGCCAAGUUCUGUAAAGAAAAUAUGGCUGGCAAAGGGUUUUCCUUCUGGGUUUGGCUGGACAACAUCAUUGACCUUGUGAAGAAAUAUAUCUUGGCCCUUUGGAAUGAAGGGUAUAUUAUGGGCUUCAUCAGCAAAGAGCGUGAGCGAGCUAUUCUGAGUACCAAACCCCCAGGAACUUUCCUGCUGAGAUUCAGUGAAAGCAGCAAGGAGGGAGGCAUCACCUUCACCUGGGUAGAGAAGGACAUCAGUGGUAAGACUCAGAUUCAAUCAGUGGAACCCUACACCAAGCAACAACUAAACAACAUGUCAUUUGCUGAAAUUAUUAUGGGAUAUAAAAUCAUGGACGCUACCAAUAUCCUGGUGUCCCCUUUGGUUUACCUGUAUCCUGAUAUUCCUAAAGAGGAAGCCUUUGGAAAAUACUGCCGCCCAGAGAGCCAGGAGCACCAGGAGCCCACAGACCCAGGCACUGCUCCAUAUCUAAAGACCAAGUUUAUCUGCGUUACCCCGACAACAUGUAGUAGCACACUAGAUUUGCCAAUGUCUCCUCGGACUUUGGAUUCUCUGAUGCAGUUUCCAGGGGAAGGGGCAGACUCCAGCGCUGGAAACCAGUUUGAGACCCUCACAUUUGAUAUGGAGCUUACAUCUGAAUGUGCAUCUUCUCCCAUGUGACCUGCUUCUUCUCUUCAUUUGUCCUAUGUUUCUCCGUUGCCAACUUAGGUUAGCAUGUAAAAUGCCUUUUCCAGCCUUCACUUUGGACUUGCUGCCAACAGUCAACAAUUGCAGCCAUUUCUAUGUUAGCUACACUGAUUGAUGCCAGAGGCACCUGUAAUACAUUGUAAUUGUGCAGAGCGGAGAAGGGAGAUGUGCGUAUCAAUUUGCAGCAGUAUAAACUAUUAUUUUGUUUUUCUAUAUUUCCGUUUAUUCACAGUAGAAGCUCUCAGAGUAUGCUGAAUUACUCAUUUAUUUGGGCAAAGGGGGAAGUAUUGCUUCUAGUGGCAACACAUACAAUAUAUUUGAUUUUUGAGCUAAUAAAACAUUUUGGGGGGAAAAACAUGCACAAAGAUUGCAGCUGAAACAUUUGCUUGAUUUAAUCCGACUCUUGUCUCUCCAUUGGAACCCACAGUAAGCAAGUGCUGCAGAUAAAGUGCUCAUGUUAGAAAUGCAGUCACCGUUGAAUGAAACUUUCCCAGAAUUGGCAGCUGGGCUGUAGAAAAGCAAUGGUGACACUUUAAUCCCCUAUAAGGAAAUCUAGGAGAUAAUGUGAGCUGUGUAGAAUACUCUUUUCCAAUGAAAGCUUUCAGGGAUGAGAAAAGAGCAACCUGCAAGUUCCCAUUCAGUAAACAUGCUCGUUCUAUCAACAAAAGUAUCUGUAUAUUAAUAUUUUACUGUAUCUAUUUAUAAUUUCUUAAAGGUGCAAUCAUUGGUGGUGUCGAGAAAUACACACAUUUUUAUUGUUACAUGAAACUAACUUUUGUAUGCAUGUCUUCAGAUCCGCUUGUUUGUUUUUCAGCUGCAAGGUUACAUUUGUGGGAAAGUGUUGGAUACUGUCAUUUCCCAAAAUGAUUGAACCACAUUUACGAUGUAUAUAACAAAUAUCAUUGUAGUGCAUCUAUUACCCAGCUAUGCAAAGGCUUUCUGUCAGAGCUGCCAUUUUUUUUCUUGUUAUAUUUCUUAAUUCUGCUUUAUUGUUAUUUACCCAUGUGGAGAGAGCACCACAGUGUGCAUAAAGCCCCAUAUGUAACAUACAAUGUGAUACAAUGUGUCCCUCCAUAUAGUGCUGGAAGGCUGCUAGGUUCGUUUUUUUUUUAAGUGUCCUUUCUUUUAGGUGCCUUUUAAGGAGAAGGAAAGGCUUACUGACUGGGGGGUGCAAUUAUGCACCCCCAGUGAUUAUAAUGGGCGUCUUUUGAGAUUAGCAAUUCUAAGACAUUGGGACCCUUCAUAGUGAUUAAGCCAUUCCUUGUCCUUUAUACUACAAGGGUGUCCCUAUCUGGUACCCUAGGCUGAGCCAGGAGUGGGAGAGAGUAACCUCAGGCUCUUGGGAGUGAUCAGGGAGUGUGAUAGUAAACAGACAGCCUUCAUAUUACUGCUUAUAUCACUUCUUGUAGAGCCCCCUACUGACUAUCGCAUUACUCAUGAAUUGGAAGUUUAGCACUUUUGCAGCCUUUUUUGAAGGUUUUUAGAUGCUGCAGGAAAGCCAUUGCGUUGCUGCAUUCCCUGUAUAUAUUGCACUGCUUUAAACAAAGAUAAAUGUGUAACUCCUCUGUUUCCACUUCAGAAUGAUAUUAUUGGAAGAGCUCUUUCCCUUGGAACAGAAUCCGAGCCAAUAAUUAUUGAUAUAGAAAGAGAGAGGGGACAAGGGGCAUCAAGCAUUGGGCAGUGCAGGGCUUCUCAGACCAAAGAAAUUUGUAAAACUUAAAAAACGACAGAAAUAAUGCAUGCCAUUUACACAGCUUACAGAAUAAGCAGGACAUACACUACAAUUUACCCAUUUUUAUCAAAGUGAUCCAUUUCAUAUUCCAGCUAAACUGUCAAUGUGGCAUAUGGCAGUGAUGGGACGUGAAUAACACUGGCUCAGGGGAAUGUUCCUUCUAUCAGAUUUGUUCAGUCCAACUUACUGUUUGUUGCUAUGCAAUCUUAUUGGUUUAUUUUUAUAGCUCCCAACCACACGUGUCCCUUUAACAGAAUUACUUCUUCCUCCAAGCCUUAAAGAAGCAGCUUUCUAAAAGUUUUUCACGGAAAGCCGAAACGGUUUGAUUUUCCCAUUUGACGGAUUUAAUAUCUGAUGGUUACUGCUUCACCAACAGUUUCAGGUUUCUAUUUUCAUGAAGGAUUAGGAUGGGUGAUGGUGCUCAGUGCUUAUGUUGAGAGGCACUCAGCACUAACAUCCAGUAGAGCAGAAUGGCAUGUGACUGCUCAUAACAACACGUCCUGCUGGCUUGACAUGAGCAAUUAAAACUUCUUGACAGGAAUGUUGACUAAACCAUAACAUAGAUGAAGACUGCUGUGGUUCCUUCAGGACUUCCCAAUUUGGUCAACAAGUUUCCUUGACCCCAAAAAUCUGUAUUUUAAAGUGACGGUGUGCGUGUUUACGUCUUUUCCUAACUAUGCAUUCCCCUUAUACAGCAGGUUAUCUUUAAUCGUUUCUAAGCUUUGUACCUUUCUUAGUGGAAUUUCUUUUUCUAUCUGUUUCUACAAAUCUUUAUCCUGAUGCUGCCUAAUUGGCAACUGUAGAUAAAGUAUUAUUGGCCAACACAUGUUUUGCCACAGCCUAGAAAUUUCAUAUAAAAUGUGUCUGCUCUAUAUUCUGCAGCUUUCUGGGAUUAUUAUGAUCUCUAGCGCCAUCACAUGUUCUAAAGUGGCAUAGGGAAAACAACCAGUAUUAUAAUUUUGUUGUUCUGUAACCAGUUAUGCAAUGUUCUACAUCAGUAUUUUAUUGACUGUGUCUAAUGUGUUCCUGUGUAAACUGCUUAUAAUAAAAUUCUUAAUAAAUAAAGGCCUAAAACACA
Messenger RNA from Xenopus laevis (African clawed frog), 5317 nucleotides. It is a transcript of the gene stat3.L, whose product is annotated as signal transducer and activator of transcription 3, gene 1 L homeolog. Bases 174 to 2480 code for a protein of 768 amino acids. NCBI's taxonomy places the organism in Eukaryota, Metazoa, Chordata, Amphibia, Anura, Pipidae. Gene Ontology annotation, cellular component: nucleus; cytoplasm. The record is from RefSeq and is a predicted model, not a curated record. The transcript has 24 exons. Gene Ontology annotation, molecular function: DNA-binding transcription factor activity; DNA binding; sequence-specific DNA binding. Gene Ontology annotation, biological process: regulation of DNA-templated transcription; positive regulation of DNA-templated transcription; signal transduction.